AUGACUUCUGUCAAAGUUGUUUCAAGGAUUCGUCCAUCAAAUCCUUUUGAAAAAUCUUUAGGAUUUGAAGAGAUUGUAUCCCCUUUGAAUGAAAAUACUAUGCAUAUAAAUACAAAUGAUUACACAGGAAAUUUUGUUUUCGACAGAGUCUUUGGAUCCGACAGCACUCAAGAGGAUCUGUUUUCCUAUUCUAUCAAACCUACAGUGGACGAUUUAUUUCAAGGAUACAAUGGCACCGUUUUAGCCUACGGCCAGACGGGGUCUGGGAAAACGUAUACAAUGAUGGGCGUGGAAGGAGAUCCUGAAAACUCAGGUUUGACUCCGAGAAUGCUUCAUAGGAUAUUCGACAAAAUUCGAUCGUCUCCCUCAACAACCGAAUACGAAGUGAAGGUUUCUUAUAUGGAAAUCUACAUGGAAAAAAUUCGGGAUCUACUUUCUCCUGACAAUGAUCAUCUGACCGUUCACGAAAACAAACUCCAGGGUGUUUAUGUUGAAGGAUUGAAAACCGUAUAUGUAUCGAGUGAAGCAGAAGCGUUUCAGAUUUUGAACCAAGGGAUGAAUUCUCGAGCGGUCGCAAGUACCAACAUGAAUGCUACUAGCUCUCGAUCCCAUUCGAUCUUCGUUGUAGAAGUUGUACAGACCAAUAACUCCUCUGGAGAAACAAGGCGUGGUCGUUUAUUUCUAGUAGACCUUGCAGGUUCUGAAAGUGUGGGCAAAAGCGGUGCCGUUGGGCAAACGCUUGAAGAGGCAAAAAAGAUUAACCGGUCACUUUCCACCCUGGGAAUGGUCAUCAAUUCCUUAACAGAAAACAAACACGGUCAUACACCUUAUCGUGAUUCCAAGCUGACCAGAAUCUUGAAAGAAUCUUUGGGUGGUAACUCUCGAACGACGCUGAUUAUCAAUUGCUCUCCUAGCAUUUACAAUGCUAGCGAAACACUCUCUACAUUGCGUUUUGGCAACCGUGCCAAGAAUAUAAAAAACAAGGUUGUCGUUAAUUCAGAGCUUUCCAUGGACGAAAUGAAGCGGAAACUGCACUUUUACAAAGAGUUAUUGUCACAUUGUGACUGUAAUCUUUUUGAAAAAGUUAAACUCUCUAGCAAAGAAGACCCAUCGAAUCUGUUUUUGGAAGCAGAAGAAACUCCUUCAAUGCAUGACCAUGUGUCUGCAAAACAUUCAACGGGAACAACAUCAAUAGACAAUUUUCAUGACAUGGCCUUUGAAGUGGACAACGAUUCGACACAAACUGGCUCGCAAAUCCUUGACUCUGCCAAUUCCAAGACAGAGGCCGUUGAACAGUUGUACGCGAGAGCACAGACUGAGCUCAAAAAUCGGGAUGGCCUACUAUGUUCUACUCGCCAACAGCUUUCGUAUCUUAUGGAAGCGUUGGGAGAUGCCCAUAAACGAUACGUUGAAUUAGUGCAAAACCAUCGAACGAAAGAGGAGACAGAUAACACGUCUCAAGCAUCUUCGACUGUUGAAACCCCAUCCGGCAUAGAAAAACAAGACGAAGAUCAAGUAAACCAAGAACGUGAAUUACUUUUACAGAAACUGAGCGUUUUGGAUACAUCAUUGACGUCUUUGGUGUAUGUUCAGCAACGGCUUCUUCAAGCUGUCUCGUCUAAUAAACGUCCAGGAAGCGGGACUGUUGUAAAAAAGAUUCAAGGAGGACACUGA
Schizosaccharomyces osmophilus is the source of this 1674-nucleotide messenger RNA. It is a transcript of the gene klp3, whose product is annotated as kinesin-like protein Klp3. Lineage: Eukaryota; Fungi; Ascomycota; Schizosaccharomycetes; Schizosaccharomycetales; Schizosaccharomycetaceae. The record is from RefSeq and is a predicted model, not a curated record. The coding region runs from base 1 to 1674 and encodes 557 amino acids. The transcript has 5 exons. Gene Ontology annotation, biological process: microtubule-based movement. Gene Ontology annotation, molecular function: microtubule binding; ATP binding; microtubule motor activity.